Messenger RNA from Penicillium verhagenii, 777 nucleotides. RefSeq names its product DUF5315 domain-containing protein. Bases 1 to 777 code for a protein of 258 amino acids. The transcript has a single exon. NCBI's taxonomy places the organism in Eukaryota, Fungi, Ascomycota, Eurotiomycetes, Eurotiales, Aspergillaceae. The record is from RefSeq and is a predicted model, not a curated record.
AUGGAUCCUUUAAGGAAAGCCUCACCAUCGGCUCUGCAGCGACUUCCCCCUCCAGCUUUAUUUCAGGGGCCUCCUUCCCAUAAUGCUUCCAACAUUUCCCUUUCCGUACCACCGGCCCCAACAUUGGCAACAUCAACGGGCAGUCAACCUCCGCCCCUCGAUCGGAAUCAGUCCCACAGCAGCACUCGUGCCAAUGCGGAAAACCGUGGUCUUCUUUCCCCCUUUAUCUCUAAGCGCCCCUCAAAAAACGAUGUCGAUGGGUCAGACGCCAUCUGGCAAGAGAUGCAAAGUGCUCUAUCUGAAGUCGAAUUGAGCGCUGUGACAAGCGAACACGUUUUUGGCGAAAAACACGCUGAGGCAUUAGAAGAUCUGCGCAUGAAACAAUUAAAACUGGCUCAGGCCUGGGCUCGCAGUGAAGCAGACGAUGAACUCGUUGAUUCCAGCCGCAACACUACAGAUGGAGAUAACACUGCGCGACAUCCUGCAUCGACCGACGCUAAAGAUGCUCUGCCGAAUGACCAGCGCUCUACUGGAGACCGUUUUUUGCACCAUACACUGGAUGAAGAGACAGAGAAGGAUAUUAAUCUUGCGCGUAAGCGGCGAGAGGCAAAUGACCGCUACUUUGACCGUGUUAACCAAGGAGUGUUGGACGUUGUUGCCAAACUUGAAGAGGUCUCUCGAGCCAUGCGUGCCGUGGAGAGGGAAAGCAAGGAUAUUUGGAGCGACACGGACAGCCUUACAACAGACGAAGCUUCCCCUACUAAUGCAACUUCAUAA